AUUGAGCUGCUAUAAAUGGGUUCAGUGGAGGAGGGCGCUUUUGUUACAAUCCUGGGCGAAUUUUCGUGCUGGAAGAUGUGCCACGGAGUUCGCAUUCCGAACGUCAGCUGUUCCCUCCUACUUCUCGUCCUGGCGGCCACUUCCGCAGGCGGCGACGUGUGGAAACAGGAAGUUGGGUCUCAGAUGGAGAUUGGCGUGGCAAACACGGGGUACCGCAAGGUGCAGCUGAGGUGCGGAGCGGAUUAUAUGCAAGUCGACGUCGAGACUGGCCAAGAUUUCGGCGGCGUCAUAUACACGCGGGGUAGCUACCACAGCAGGGAGCCACCAUGUUUCAUUGACCCGCGCAACGGCCGGAGCUUCUCUCUCAAGUUCCCUUUGUCGCAGUGUCACACUAAGCUGGAUAACGAUGUCUACACGAACGUAGUGGUGGUUCAGCAUGACGAUGAACUCAUUAUGCCUGGGGACGCGGCCUUCACCGUCGAGUGUGACUUCAGUCGUCCCAGGGACAUCACUGUCAGCGCGAAUCUGGAAGCCGAUCGGCCUGUCGUGAGUUCGCGGAUAAGCAUCACCGACGCAGACCCUGCAGGAAAAGAGCUGCCACGUCAUAAACGCUCCACAGUCUCCAGCGAAUCAGGAACUGUAUCCUUUACGCCUGACGAUGUCAGACCGAGGAAAAAGACAAACCCCAACAGCCACUGCUCUUAACGCAAGGGUGCCUUUACAGGAGCAGCUACCUGCAGUCGUUAAUCGAAGUAAAGGAAACAUUUCAUCACGAUCGAUUAUCGAAGAUUAACUUGCAGAUAACUGAACGAAGUUGUGUCAGCCUCUGAGGUAAUGUAGCAUAGAAAACAUGUUUCUGAGUUGAUAUACCGCGACAUUUUGAGCUGAAAUUCGUUUCUACACGUCUAAUGAUUUAUAAAUGAAGCAAGUGUUGGCUUGCUGGUUGGUGAUCAUUUUCUGUUGAGGAAGAUUGGGCUUUGUGGGAUAGUUAUUACUGUGUCUUUACUACUUUAAAAUUUCCUUUUGUUCUUGAUCGGCAAUUUAGUAGUCUAAUAACAAUUCACAAGCAGAGGGAUCCUGGCCAAUCCCGUUUCGUUUCCUUACUGAUUUCUGCUGCUGUUUCUUUGGUAAACUGUCGGUGCUUCAAAAUUUCUCAACAGUAUUUUUUUAUACGUGUUACAUACUACGCUAUUCGAAGAUGGUAACUUUUAAUCUCAGUAUGUUAUUUGUCUGCGAAGCUUUACUCCAAAAAUUGUGUUAAUCUGUUAAGUUUUUUUUUUGUAAAAAUUAAUACAUGUAAAAAAUUAAAAUUAUUUUAAGAAAAUAACGAAGUAUUAAUAAUGUGAUUACGUAUACAUGAGAGAAUAAAAUGAAAUUUAAUCUUCAAAAAAUAGGCUGUGUGAGUGGCUUUGGUGAUUAUGGACAUGACCCAGCGGCAACGCUUCGAUUAUAUAAAAGAAGAUGAAUUUUUUGCCCAACUGAGCAAUAAGGACUUACGGAAAGAACUGUACUGCAUAUAAAUUUUUGUUUACAGCAGCUAUUCUCGAUAAAUAUUUUGUGAGAUACACUCGAGGCGAUAACAGAAACAC
Messenger RNA from Zootermopsis nevadensis, 1589 nucleotides. NCBI's taxonomy places the organism in Eukaryota, Metazoa, Arthropoda, Insecta, Blattodea, Termopsidae. The record is from RefSeq and is a predicted model, not a curated record.